Athene cunicularia (burrowing owl) is the source of this 372-nucleotide messenger RNA. It is a transcript of the gene ANKRD66, whose product is annotated as ankyrin repeat domain 66. The record is from RefSeq and is a predicted model, not a curated record. Gene Ontology annotation, molecular function: protein binding. The coding region runs from base 1 to 372 and encodes 123 amino acids. NCBI's taxonomy places the organism in Eukaryota, Metazoa, Chordata, Aves, Strigiformes, Strigidae. The transcript is spliced from 2 exons.
AUGACAGAGCUCCACGCAGCUGUGGCUUUGGGGGACUAUGACCUGGCACGUGAGAUUUUGAGGACAGGGCGCUGCGACCCAAAUCACAAGGAUGUUGACUGGCAUGACAGGACCCCACUGCACUGGGCUGCUGUAAAAGGGCAAUCGGAACUGGUCAAGCUCCUCGUAGAUCACGGUGCCCGGCAUUGCCUGCGGAGUGAUGUGGGCUGGACUCCAGCUCACUUUGCUGCCGAGUCAGGGAGACUGGGAGUGCUUCGCACCCUUCAUUCCCUGCAUGCUGCCAUGGAUGCGCCUGACCUCUUCGGUGACACUCCCAAGCGGCUUGCGGACAUCUAUGGUCACCACGACUGCUCCAGGUUCUUAGAAAAGUGA